AUGUCCCGAUAUGAAGUACUCCAAAACGUAGAUGAAGACGGGCGUCAACUUGAAGUGGAGGAUGUUGAGCACGAAUUCAAAACUCCAAGGAUCAAAGUCGGUUCGGUAAAUCUUGAAAAACGAAAUCAUAAUAAACUAGGAAAAGCAGCAUCAAAGAUAGCCGAACUGGGAAUACCGAGGAAAAAUACAGAAUCGUGCUGUCUCCAGAAAAAAACAACGACGGUCUGGAAGCAUUAUGAUCAAGCGAAAUCUCCUUACACUUUUUCUCUUGUUAGUGUUUACCAAAAAGAAACGAGAGCUUUGAAAUUACAAGAUGACAAAAUACGCUCAAUUGCGACAAGACAAAUUCAACAAAACUAUCACUUCCCUCAUUUUCAGUCUCGAUGA
Molecule: messenger RNA, 387 nt
Organism: Paraglomus occultum
Lineage: Eukaryota; Fungi; Glomeromycota; Glomeromycetes; Paraglomerales; Paraglomeraceae
Source: the annotation of a GenBank genome assembly